UCGGAAUGAACCGAAGGGGUCGGGUUUGCGCGCAUGCUCAGUGCGGUUGGCGGGAGGAGCGGCGGCGGCGGCGGCGGCGGCGAUGCCUCGGGAAAUUAUAACGCUGCAGCUGGGCCAGUGCGGCAACCAGAUUGGUUUUGAAUUCUGGAAGCAGCUUUGCGCAGAACAUGGCAUUAGCCCGGAAGGUAUCGUGGAAGAGUUUGCCACUGAGGGGACUGACAGGAAAGAUGUUUUCUUCUAUCAGGCAGACGACGAGCAUUACAUUCCCAGAGCUGUGCUGUUGGACCUGGAGCCUCGUGUGAUUCAUUCUAUCCUGAAUUCUCCUUACGCCAAUCUGUACAAUCCGGAGAACAUCUACCUGUCUGAGCACGGCGGGGGCGCCGGGAACAACUGGGCCAGCGGCUACUCACAGGGUGAGAAAAUCCACGAGGAUAUUUUUGAUAUUAUCGACCGAGAGGCUGAUGGGAGCGACAGUUUGGAGGGCUUUGUGCUGUGUCACUCGAUCGCUGGCGGAACAGGUUCUGGUUUGGGUUCCUACCUCCUCGAGAAGUUAAAUGACCGGUACCCAAAGAAGCUGGUUCAGACCUACUCUGUAUUCCCCAAUCAGGAUGAGAUGAGCGACGUUGUGGUGCAGCCAUAUAACUCUCUAUUGACACUGAAGAGACUGACUCAGAAUGCAGACUGUGUGGUUGUUCUUGACAACACAGCUCUCAACCGGAUUGCAACAGACAGGCUUCACAUUCAAAACCCUUCCUUCUCCCAGAUCAAUCAGCUGGUAUCCACCAUCAUGUCUGCAAGUACCACCACUCUGCGUUACCCCGGAUACAUGAACAACGAUCUGAUCGGCCUCAUUGCUUCGCUCAUUCCCACUCCGAGGCUACACUUCCUUAUGACUGGCUACACUCCGCUGACCACGGAUCAGUCGGUGGCAAGCGUGCGGAAAACAACCGUCCUGGAUGUCAUGCGGAGGCUGCUCCAACCGAAGAACGUGAUGGUGUCCACCGGCAGAGACAGACAAACCAACCACUGUUACAUCGCCAUUCUCAACAUUAUCCAGGGGGAGGUGGACCCCACUCAGGUCCACAAGAGUCUGCAAAGAAUACGAGAAAGGAAAUUGGCCAACUUCAUCCCCUGGGGGCCGGCCAGCAUUCAGGUGGCGUUGUCACGCAAGUCCCCGUACCUGCCUUCGGCACACCGCGUCAGUGGUCUCAUGAUGGCCAAUCACACCAGCAUCUCAUCGUUAUUUGAGAGAACCAGCAGGCAGUAUGACAAGCUCCGAAAGAGAGAGGCAUUCCUGGAGCAGUUUCGCAAAGAGGACAUAUUCAAGGAGAACUUUGCCGAGCUGGAUGACUCCCGGGAGAUUGUCCAGCAGCUGAUUGAUGAAUAUCAUGCAGCUACCCGCCCUGACUACAUCUCCUGGGGUACGCAGGAGCACUGACCGCUGCGUGCCGAUUCCGCCCGCUCUGUGUGCUGAGGAGUCGUCUCUGUGCCUGUAUUUACGUUUCUGUAAUCCUUUGUGUGUGAGACACUAACCGGAGGUGAGGAAGUGUGUUAAAUCCCAAAGGCAAGCUGACGUAGGCCUGAAUACCACGGUCCCAUUCUGUUCCAAGACAUGUUCUGAGGAAGGUUUUGGGCGAAAGCUGGCGAUGAGGCAUUGGCCAUAAGGGUUUCGUUGUUUCUGUAUCUGACUGUGACGGUGACUCACCGUGACACCGUUCUGCACUCCUGAUGAGGAAUGAGAGUUUGCAUGCGUAGUGAGUCAGUGGGUGGGUGGGUGGGGGUGUGUGUGUGUGUGUGGCAGCAUCCCGACAACCCUGGAAAAUCUUCCACAAGCGACUCACGGUAAAUAAAGCAUUUUGGCAAAAGGUCUGCAACUUGAAUCCCUUUGUGGGAAUUCCUACUUCUGAUUGAUUGGAUAGACAGUUUCAUUUUAAAAUGGAUCAAUUCAUUUUUGGCCAAGCAGUGGCAUCCACUGUCUGCUUGCGGCUGUCUGGAAACUCGAUCUAGAUCAGGGUCGGUCCAGGGGCCCCCCCCCCUUGCUUAUUGGUAUUGCUCCAUGGCAUAAGAAAGGUUUGGAACCCCUGGGGUAGAUGUUUCUUCAGGAACGUGUGUUCGAACUCUGCUCGCGUUGGCUCGUGAUUACAGCCUCUUCGGUUUCUGCCUUGUCCCGGUAAAACAAAGGCAAUCUUGAAAAGAUUGAAAGAGGUUUUGUUUACGUGUAGGAGGGGCUGGGGAAGUGGCCUGGUGUUGAUUGAGCGUACCUGUAUGACUCUGGCGAAUAAAGGACUUCCUCUGCACA
This is a messenger RNA of Hypanus sabinus (Atlantic stingray), 2299 nucleotides long. It is a transcript of the gene tubg1, whose product is annotated as tubulin, gamma 1. The record is from RefSeq and is a predicted model, not a curated record. Gene Ontology annotation, cellular component: gamma-tubulin complex; cytoplasm; microtubule. The transcript has 11 exons. Gene Ontology annotation, molecular function: GTP binding; structural constituent of cytoskeleton. NCBI's taxonomy places the organism in Eukaryota, Metazoa, Chordata, Chondrichthyes, Myliobatiformes, Dasyatidae. The coding region runs from base 83 to 1438 and encodes 451 amino acids. Gene Ontology annotation, biological process: mitotic sister chromatid segregation; microtubule nucleation; cytoplasmic microtubule organization.